This is a messenger RNA of Colletotrichum graminicola M1.001, 1056 nucleotides long. Its product is annotated as deuterolysin metalloprotease. Gene Ontology annotation, biological process: proteolysis. The record is from RefSeq and is a predicted model, not a curated record. Gene Ontology annotation, molecular function: metalloendopeptidase activity. NCBI's taxonomy places the organism in Eukaryota, Fungi, Ascomycota, Sordariomycetes, Glomerellales, Glomerellaceae. Bases 1 to 1056 code for a protein of 351 amino acids. The transcript is spliced from 5 exons.
AUGAAGUUCUCUAUCGGUGUCUCCCUGCUGGCCACAUUGGCCGGUGCCGUCAAUGUGGACAUGGCCAAGCGCGACACGUCUCCUCUCAACGUCAAGCUCGAGGCCCUUGGCAACUCCGGUGUCAAGGCCGUCCUCACCAACACCGGUGACUCCGAUAUCAAGCUUUUCAAGACCGGCACCUUCCUCGACAAGUCCCCCGUCGAGAAGGUUGAGGUCUUCGCCGCCGGGAGCAAAAUCGACUUUGACGGCGUCCGCCUCCAGAUCUCCACCACCGGCCUGACCGAGGAGGCUUUCCAGAUCGUUGCUGCGGGUGAGACCUUCGAGGUUGAGUUUGAUGCUGCCGAGCUCCACGACCUUAGCAAGGGGGGUGCCGUCGACAUUGUCACUCAGGGUUCCUUCCUCUACGCCGAUGUCGACUCUACCGAGAUCGCCGGCACCAUCCCCUUUUCCAGCAACAGCGUCCAUACAGAAAUCAACGGUGACGAGGCCGCCUCCGUUCGUGCCGCUUUCCUGGCCAAGCGCACCAUCGUCCAGUCCGACUGCACCGGCACCCGCCGCACCGCUACUGUCAACGCCAUUAGCCGCUGCCGCGCUCUUGCCGCUGCUGCCUCGCAGGCCGCCGCCUCCGGCCCCGUCGCUCGCAUGACAGAGUACUUCAAGUCUUCGACGACUGCAACCCGCAACUCCGUUGCCACGGUUUUUCGCAACAUUGUGUCCGAGUGCGGAAGUACCACCUCUGGUGUGUCUCGCCAGUACUGCACCGACGUAUACGGUGCUUGCUCCAAUGGCGUCAUUGCCUACACGGUCCCGGCCCAGAACUACAUGGUCAACUGCCCCUACUUCUUCAACAACAUGGCCGCUGCUUCUUCAACCUGCCACGCCCAGGACCAGCAGACCACCAUUCUCCACGAGAUGACCCAUCUUCGCCAGAUCAAAGGCACUUCUGACUACGGUGGAUACGGAUACAACUUUGUUCGCAGCUUGAGCGCAGCCCAGAACUUGAACCAUGCCGACACAUACACCCUGUUCGCCCAAUCCAUCUACGCUGGCUGCUAA